AUGGUCCGUGGCCUGGUGUUUGUGGCUCUCCUCACAGGCUGCUUUGCCUCCGGGAACCUGCGCGCCAAUGCCACGGUGAACGCCACGAACGCUACAGCCAAGGGCCUGACCUUGAAAUCUUCUGCGGCGGCCGGGAAGUGCACUGCCAAGGACGCGGCCGCAAUGACGCAGCUGGGCGGAGGAGAGUUCUGA
Messenger RNA from Effrenium voratum, 192 nucleotides. The record is from the annotation of a GenBank genome assembly. NCBI's taxonomy places the organism in Eukaryota, Dinophyceae, Suessiales, Symbiodiniaceae.